Messenger RNA from Lampris incognitus (smalleye Pacific opah), 1266 nucleotides. Its product is annotated as paraneoplastic antigen Ma2 homolog. The record is from RefSeq and is a predicted model, not a curated record. Lineage: Eukaryota; Metazoa; Chordata; Actinopteri; Lampriformes; Lampridae. Bases 1 to 1266 code for a protein of 421 amino acids. The transcript has a single exon.
AUGGAAAGAACUGAAUUAGUGUCAGAGCUAAAGAGCUGGUACCGUGGUGAGGGUCUGGAUGAGACUCAUGCGCUGAUGACCAUCAUCCCAGAAGAAGUGGAGAUCAGUGAAGUUGAAGAAACCCUUCAAACUCUCAAAUGUUUAGGAUGGGUGUGUGUCCGUGGGAGGAAUUUCAGUGCAAGACUAAACCGACGGAUGGUCUUGUGUGAGAGCAGAGAGACUGUUAAGGAGGAGACUGUUCCUCCUGAAGUUGUGCCUACUGAUGAUGGAGAGGCGUGGCCUAUUAUCAUCAUAGGAGAGGCGCAGGCAGCCGCUGAAGAGUUUAAUACUAAACUAAAAGGGUUGCUGCAGGCUGAAGGAAAGACAAUGGAGGACCUUAAAUCAUUAUUACCCAGUGCACCCCCGCCCACUAGUUCCACUGAAUCCAUCCUUCGUGCCGUCAGAGAUUUGUUGGACAAGACAACAAAACCAGCUGAUGGUGGGAGUUAUUGUCGACUACGCAUGUUCUCAGGAGCCCUACCAACCCCACUAGGUGAGGAACCCUUUGACCAUUGGCUAGAACAAGCAUGGCUUAUGGUGGAGGAGACUGAAUGCUCUGAUAGAGAGAAAAGACGCAGAUUAAUGGGAAGCUUGAAAGGGCCUGCGCUAGAAAUCAUAAAGGCAGUGCGGCACACCAACCCUGAUGCCAGCCCAAAGGAGUGCUUGGAAGCCAUCGAAAGUACCUUUGGAAGUGCUGAGUCUGGAGAUGAUCUCUACUUCGCAUUCCGAUUGAUGCAACAGCAAAAAGGAGAGAAGUUAUCAGAUUUCCUCAGACGUCUAGAGCGGUCUCUAGCUAAGGUGAUUCAAAGAAGUGGCCUCCCUGCUAGCUACAUGGAUAGAGCCCGAUUGGAGCAACUGCUGAGGGGUGCUACAGCCUCAGACUUGAUGCUGAUCCAGCUGCGCUUGAGAGAAAGAAAGGCAGCGCCCCCAAACUUUCUGCAGCUUUUGACUGAGAUUCGUGCUGAGGAAGAGUACGAAGCUUCUAGGAAGAAGCUCAGUGCCUCAGUACACCAAGUACAUGCUAAUCCAGAAGUGUGUAUAAGGCAAGCUGAAAUCCAGAGCUUAAAAGCUGAAAUAAAAGAGCUUAAGUCAAUGGUUGCCUCAGUAGUGACCAAAUCAGCCCAUGUCAAAGAUGAUUACAUAGAGGAUACACCCAGGAGUACACCACCUGGCCCAGAGAACCGCCAGGACACCGAGCUGGCUGCCUUGAAAAAACAACUGAAAUGA